AUGCCGCCGGGGUGGUGGAGUGACUUAGAAGACUCACCACCCAGCGACUGGGAGGCCUUCGUCUUGGAGCUUCCCAGCGCCCGGGGCGGGCGGUCACGGAGGCGCCGUGGUCGGGCUGCCUCCGGAUCGGCCAGACCUCCAGCUACCCAGCCAGCGGUUCCCGGCCCUGCUUUCGAGGGGACUCGACUGGCCAUCUUUCGAGGGCCCGGCCCGCGGGGGUCCCGCCGGUCCCGUCCGGCUGCCCCGCCGGGUUCCCUACGGCUGGGGUCCACGUUCCUGUCUCCGGCCCAGCCGGGUUCCCUACAGCUGCGGUCUGUGUUCCUGUCCCCUGCCCAGCCCAGACAGCCCAGCCCUGCUCGGCCCGCCGUCCCUCUGCAGGAGCCGCCUGCUCGGCCCGCCGUCCCUCUGCAGGAGCCGCCUGCUCGGCCCGCCGUCCCUCUGCAGGAGCCGCCUGCUCGGCCCGCGUCCCUCUGCAGGAGCCGCCUGCUCGGCCCGCCGUCCCUCUGCAGGAGCCGCCUGCUCGGCCCGCCGUCCCUCUGCAGGAGCCCCCUGCUCGGCCCGCCGUCCUCUGCAGGAGCCGCCUGCUCGGCCCGCGUCCCUCUGCAGGAGCCGCCUGCUCGGCCCGCCGUCCCUCUGCAGGAGCCGCCUGCUCGGCCCGCCGUCCCUCUGCAGGAGCCGCCUGCUCGGCCCGCCGUCCCUCUGCAGGAGCCGCCUGCUCGGCCCGCCGUCCCUCUGCAGGAGCCGCCUGCUCGGCCCGCCGUCCCUCUGCAGGAGCCGCCUGCUCGGCCCGCCGUCCCUCUGCAGGAGCCGCCUGCUCGGCCCGCCGUCCCUCUGCAGGAGCCGCCUGCUCGGCCCGCCGUCCCUCUGCAGGAGCCGCCUGCUCGGCCCGCCGUCCCUCUGCAGGAGCCGCCUGCUCGGCCCGCCGUCCCUCUGCAGGAGCCGCCUGCUCGGCCCGCCGUCCCUCUGCAGGAGCCGCCUGCUCUGCCUGUUCCGCAGGGGCCUUCGCCGCCUGCUCUGCCUGUUCCGCAGGGGCCUUCGUCGCCUGCUCUGCCCGCCGCUCCCCGGGAGCAGUUUCCUGCUUCGUCCCGCGCCCUGGAGAAGCCUCACGCUUCGUCCCGCGCCCUGGAGAAGCCUCACGCUUCGUCCCGCGCCCUGGAGAAGCCUCACGCUUCGUCCCGCGCCCUGGAGAAGCCUCACGCUUCGUCCCGCGCCCUGGAGAAGCCUCACGCUUCGUCCCGCGCCCUGGAGAAGCCUCACGCUUCGUCCCGCGCCCUGGAGAAGCCUCACGCUUCGUCCCGCGCCCUGGAGAAGCCUCACGCUUCGUCCCGCGCCCUGGAGAAGCCUCACGCUUCGUCCCGCGCCCUGGAGAAGCCUCACGCUUCGUCCCGCGCCCAGGAGAGUUCUCCUGCCCAGCUGGGUUCCCUACGGCUGGGGUCUGUGUCCCUGUCUCCGGCCCAGCCGGGUUCCCUGCAGCUGGGGUCUGUGUCCCUGUCUCCUGCCCUGCCCGGUUCUCCUGCCCUGCCCGGUUCUCCUGCCCUGCCCAGUGCUCUGGCGCCCCCUGUAGCUCUGGCGCCCCCUAGUGUUCCCUCGUGCUCCAGUGUUCCCUCGUCCUCCAGUGUUCGCCCCUCCCCCGGUGUCGUCGCUUCCCCCAGUGGUCGCCCCUCCCCCGGUGUCGUCACUUCCCCCAGUGGUCGUCCCUCCCCCGGUCUCGUCGCUCCCCCCAGUGGUCGUCCCUCCCCCGGUGUCGUCGCUCCCCCCAGUGGUCGUCCCUCCCCCGGUGUCGUCACUUCCCCCAGUGGUCGUCCCUCCCCCGGUCUCGUCGCUCCCCCCAGUGGUCGUCCCUCCCCCGGUCUCGUCGCUCCCCCCAGUGGUCGUCCCUCCCCCGGUCUCGUCGCUCCCCCUGGUGUCCAUUCUCCCUUUGGUGUUCGUCCUCCCAACCGUGUGUCCGUGUGUUCCCCGGCCCCCCUGUCUAAUUGUCUGCCCGCCUGUUUGUCUGUUAGUCUACCCGUAUGUGUGUCAGCCAGUUUGUUAGCCUGUUUGUCUGCCCCCCAGGCCGUCAGCCCAUCGGCCAACGUGUUUGCCCGCCUGUCUGCCUGUCUGUCUGUGUGCCAUCUCUCUCUCCCCGACUCAGGCGCUGGAAUCUUUUGCUUUGCUUUGGUUUGUAACCUGGUUUGCUACCUGCUUGUUUUGUUCCUGUUUCUGCCCGUUUUUCCAGUUUACCUGUUGUUUGCCUGCCUGUGCCCUGCCUGCCCUGUUUCUUCGGUGGUGGCGGCUGCAGUCGGGGGGGCAGAUUGA
Messenger RNA from Anguilla rostrata (American eel), 2295 nucleotides. RefSeq names its product basic proline-rich protein-like. NCBI's taxonomy places the organism in Eukaryota, Metazoa, Chordata, Actinopteri, Anguilliformes, Anguillidae. The record is from RefSeq and is a predicted model, not a curated record. The transcript has 3 exons. The coding region runs from base 1 to 2295 and encodes 764 amino acids.